Physella acuta is the source of this 1419-nucleotide messenger RNA. RefSeq lists its product as uncharacterized. The record is from RefSeq and is a predicted model, not a curated record. Lineage: Eukaryota; Metazoa; Mollusca; Gastropoda; Physidae. Gene Ontology annotation, molecular function: carbohydrate binding.
UGAACAGGUCUUGUCGCCACGUACAACGGGCGGGUUAGCAGACGUCAACAAACAGGUAUUGGCGGGUGUUGGUUUUACUGGCAGAUAAAAUUUGGUCAGAACCACACACCACACGACAUCUCAGUUAUCUGCUAGCUUGGGUUGAAAGAGCUGUUGUUGAUGGCGUCCCAAAAUGUGGUGGUCAAAACAUGGCUGCUGUCUGCUGUGUUGCUGACACUGUUGGUGCCCGCGAAGUGUCAGAAAUUUAAAUUAAACAAAUACAAGAUGCCCUAUGCCAAAGCAGUGCCUGUAUCUGCGUCUAUGGUGAACAGAAUUGAAAUAACCGGCACAGUGCCGUCUGUAGCCAAGGACUUUACCAUCAGCCUGUGUAGAACCAUCAGCUGUUAUCUGUACAUGCCCCUGACGCUGAAAGUCAGCUUUACAAAGGGUAAAAUCAUCCGAAAUUCCAAAGGUUUGCACUGGUCAAAGGAGGAAAGCUCUGGGGGACCAAUGCCCAUCAACUUAGGCCAACGUUUUCGCCUUAAUAUCGCAUUAUCAGCCUCUCGUUUACAAAUUUCGGUCGCUGACAUGGUAUACGCAAAUUAUACCCUCACAAUGCCAUUGUACUAUACUCGCUACUUGACGGUGCAGGGAAAUGUCACAUUAACCAAGAUCAAAUAUAUUAUUGACCAACCUGUACGUAAGAAUGUCUUAUUUACAUCUUUUAAGUUGAAUGUAAUUGUAAUUAACAUAUCAGAUCCUCUGAGCAUUAAUUAGGCCAUCCAAUGAUAACAUAUAAACACGCCAACCUCACGAAAUCAGUAAUUAAUUUUAAAAAUACAAUAUAAAUGUAAUACAAUUCAAGUACAAAAUUAUACGAUUGUUUUGUUCUUUACAGUUUUAAACGAGAUUAUUUGUUUAACUUUCACUCCUCUUUCACCCCAACCCCAAUUUUAGCCCAGGUACUUUGAGUUUGAUGGUGUUUUUGUGGGAGACGAACUCAUCGUUUCAGCUAAUGUGCCGCAGAAUUCAGACAGGUUUUCCAUCUACCUGUCGUGCAAUGCAAGCAAGGAAGAGCUCGCCCUAUUCUUCGAGGUCAAGUUUGAGGUUGGAGACUACAUCCGGGUGGUCUCCGUGAGCCACAAGACAGACGACUUCUGGGACUAUGAUACCAGCACUGACUUCGCAGAAUUCCCCUUCGUAAAAUCACAAAACUUUGAACUUACGAUCACUUACACACACUCUGGAUUUGAGAUUGAAGUCGGUAACAAAACAUAUUCUCACAACCACGAUAUUGCAAAAAUCAGUCAUAUUGGAUUUGACGGCAAUAUUACUGUCAUUUCUAUGGCGUUCACUUGAAAAUGUUCCAGUCCAAGUUUAUUUUUCUCAAACAAAACAAAUAAUUACUGAAUUUUGAAUUAAAAAAUUAAAAUAUCUUUA